Molecule: messenger RNA, 966 nt
Organism: Dendrobium catenatum
Lineage: Eukaryota; Viridiplantae; Streptophyta; Magnoliopsida; Asparagales; Orchidaceae
Exons: 1
Coding region: 240-839 (199 amino acids)
Source: RefSeq, a predicted model, not a curated record
UAUAAUUAUCUCCAAUUAUUUUUUAACUUACUUAAUAUAAUAAUGAUAAUAAUAAUAAUGGAGACAAUUCACGCUAAUUGUUAGAGCCUUUGUUUACAACGGUGACCAAAGAAGCUUUAGUAAUUAGCUCACCGGUAAGUAACGCGACUCCCAACCGAUGAAUCAGCGAUAGAGAACCCCCUUCUUUUUAAGAACGCGACAACGACUCCUGCUCUUCUCCCACUCCACAAUCGGACCAAAUGGACCACCAUCCUCCGCUGCCCACAUCUCCCACCUCAUGGCCUUCCUUCUGCUCACAGCCGCUUGCCUCCGGCGACGAUUCCCACUCUGCCGAAGAACUCCGUCAAGCCCUCCUCCGCACCACACUCGAGCUCGAAUCCACCCGCUUCAUAGCCCAUGAAGAGCUCCGCCGCCUCGAAGCCCACGCUCACCACCUCUCCCAUCUCCUCGACCUCGCCUCCCGCGAACGCGACGAGGCUCGCCUCCACGCCCACACCCUCCUCCUCCUCCUCGACCACCGCCACCGCCCUGCGCCGGCCUCGUCUUCCUCCGAGGACGAGAGUUCCCCUGCGGCGGCGGCAGCAGCGGUGGCAGAGGAGGAGAUGGAUGCGGCGGCCAGGAAACGUGGAUUACCGGAAAAGGGGCGACUUUUGGAGGCGGUGAUGAGGGCUGGACCGCUGCUUCAGACGCUGAUGCUCGCCGGGCCGUUGCCGGAGUGGAGACACCCGCCGCCGGCGAUGCAGGGAUUUGAAAUUCCGCCGGUGGUUAUGAACGCCGGUGGUCGGAGGAGCAGGAAAGGAUCGCCUGAGCUGGAUUCGGAAAACAAGGUGUCCUUUUAAGUCGAAGAAUUUCUACGGUAUUAUCAAUUAUGAGAAGCUAGGAUUAUCUUCAGAAUUGGGGUUUUUUUAAGGAUAUUUGUAUAAAACUCUGGUUUGCAAAUAUAAUUAAAUUUGCAAUUAAUACCAA